Paramacrobiotus metropolitanus is the source of this 980-nucleotide messenger RNA. Its product is annotated as trafficking protein particle complex subunit 2-like. Gene Ontology annotation, cellular component: cytoplasm; nucleus; TRAPP complex. Bases 156 to 635 code for a protein of 159 amino acids. Gene Ontology annotation, biological process: endoplasmic reticulum to Golgi vesicle-mediated transport. The transcript has 4 exons. The record is from RefSeq and is a predicted model, not a curated record. Lineage: Eukaryota; Metazoa; Tardigrada; Eutardigrada; Parachela; Macrobiotidae.
UUGGUGACUGUACUGUACAACACAUUGUUAUUGGUACAGCUGGACUUCAGAUCUUACCGAUUACUUACGAUUGAAUUUUUGUUUAAAUUUUAUUUUUGAAUCCUGAUCUUUUUAAAUUCUGAAGUUCUCAUUUAUAAAACGUUCAACCGUAAGGAAUGAGUUCCUCGCAGUUGAACCGCCUGUACUUCGUGAUAAUUGGCCAUCGUGAUCAACCGCUGUUUGAGUUCGAAGCUUUGAAACAGGAUGACAGCAUGGGAAUUCCGCGCGAGGACUACCGCCAUCUGUGCCAGUUCAUCGCGCAUGCCGCGCUGGACGCCGUGGACGCCAGUCUAGCGAGCGCGCAAGGCAGCCAGAUGUUUUUCAAGAACAUCGACCGCUUCAACGAGUGGAGCGUGUCGGCCUUCGUCACCUGCAGUCUGGUCAAGUUCGUCCUUCUCCAUCCCAACCGCGAAGAGAGCCAGUCGGCGCUGCGCAAAGAGGAGUCGGACAUUAUCCGCAACUUCUUCUAUGCCGUUUACGAAAUCUAUAUGAAGAUGAUUCUGAAUCCGUUUUACGAGUUGGAUUCCGAAAUCACAUCCAGAGCAUUCCGUGAAAAAUUCCAGCAGUUGGUCAAGAAGCAUCUUCUUAAUUUGUGAUCUCUGGUUUGCGGCUUUUGGUUGCAUCAACGGUUCUACUUGCAUGAAUUGUUAUAAUUUUGUGAUAUCAGGAUUUGGAAUUCACAGAUUCGCUACUCUGUUCAUUCUGUUUGCCACGGUUUAAAAUUUUGUCAGUUUUAGAGUGGGCCUCUGUUGCGAAAAAUAAAAGAAAUAGUAUUAAAAGCGGUGAAAUUUACGCGAAAGUGUUGGCUGACUUUACGUUAUAACUUUUAACUUGUGCUUAAAAUUCUAAUUCCAUCUCCUCUGUUAUUAGCUGCAAGAGGGUCACAAUAAUAAUGCCACUGGGCCUCGUGGAUUAAAAUAAAAAUUUGCCCUUUCAAAAAA